Molecule: messenger RNA, 606 nt
Organism: Protopolystoma xenopodis
Lineage: Eukaryota; Metazoa; Platyhelminthes; Monogenea; Polystomatidea; Polystomatidae
Source: the annotation of a GenBank genome assembly
AUGCCGGUCGGUUCUGGGAUGGCCGAAGAGGCGGAAGAGCGUGGCGCCGGCGCCGGGGCGCAGAGUCCCGACGCCUACUUCUCGCUGGUCAACCCGGGCUACCUCGACCGUCUGCUGGAGGCAGAAGAGCUGGAGCUGGACAGUCUGAGCAGCGAGCUGGACGAGGCCGACUGGCAGGCUGAGCCGGUGGAUGAGAUGCUGGAUCUGAUCGUCUACAGGUCGACGGACGAGUACUUCCCCAGCCUCGAGGCCUGGCAGACGUCGUGCGAGCGCCGGACGCGGCUGCGUCUGGCCGGCGUCUCGAGCCUCUUCUGCUGCUGUGCUCUUCUGCUCGGCCUGCACCUGCGACUGGCCGGUCUGUUGGCGACGCGAUCGGGCCACUCGCAGGCCGACCGGUUGCACCGGCACGGCCGAGUGGCCAGUCUGCCGGCCGACGAGGACUGCUUCGUCGUGGCCUGCGCUCGAGUCUGUCCCGAGCCGGCUCGACUGGCCGACUGGGUCAGUGUGUACAAUCUGCCCUACGCCACGCUCGCCGAGUCCGGCAUGCCGUUGUCGGACGCCGUGCCGGCCGGCACGCCGAGCCAAUGCUAUGCCGCCUUCUGGCGG